AUGUCCUAUGAAUCUCAUAGUUAUCGACAGCCUCAGCGGCCUCGCCAGGACGAUUACUACAAUGGCGAACAAAUUCAGAAACAUGCGCCACCAAGCAUGAGGGGAGCUCCUCAACAGGGCCGUGGAAUGCCGCGGUUUGCUAGUCAGCCAGCCGGUAUGGGUGCUGGCUAUAGAAGUGAGGGAGUGGAUGAGGGUGGAAGAGAUACUGGAGCACAUACUCAAAAACCUCGACGCUCCCCAAGGAAUGCUGAUAGUGCGUUUCCGACAUUUCCAAACUCAACUAAGCGAGCGAUACCUGUACCACCUGGGUCUCUGCCUAUUGAUGAUUCUAUGCUGCUCAUGAAUCUUGAAGACAACGCCAGGAGUAAACCUAUGCCUAGACAGCGGGGCCCUCCAGGUCCUCAUGGGCAUAUUCCAAGAGCACAGACCAUGGAGCCUGAAAGGAUGCGGGGCAGGCCCCCACCAGCUAACUUUGCGCGGGGUGGAGGACAAGCCGGACAAGCUCCUCAUGAAGAACUAAGACUACAGGGCCAGCGGGAGCCGCCUCCACAUCAGAGGCUUCCACCUCCACGAGGAAACAUGCCCGGGGCUGGGCCUAACGGGCGUGGUUUCCCACCUGGUCCUGGCAGACCACCUGUUCGACAAAACACUAUGGGAGGCUAUGGUCAAGGCCAAAAUUUUCAGCACCAGAACCAAAGAUAUAUGGAUGAUCGUGGCCAUCCACAAUCUGAUCAGGGAUAUGGUAGACUUGACCCAGGAUUUGGCCCACCGAAGAGAAGCGUGACGGCGCCCAUUAACCCACAAUAUCAAAAUCAAGGUCAAUAUCAAGCUCCGGAGGAUUAUUCUCAACAUGAUUAUCAGCAGCAGCAACAACAACAAUAUGAACAGUCACCGCCACUGGCAGCAAAACCGCAGCAGCAAUAUACUGCUUAUAAUCCUGCACAGCAUGGGAGUAUUAACCCCCCUUCAGCUCCUCGAGUGGCAGCAUAUUCGCAUCUCCAGCCGCCAAUACAAGAAGAAGGAUACAACAGAGAGAGCGUGGGUGCUCUGUUAGACUCAUACUACUAUUCUGAGCAAAGUGAUGAGUAUCAAGAAGGUGGGACAAUGGAUUAUUAUGGGGAUCAAUCCGGAUAUUCGAUAGAUCCCUAUCAAAACGGCCAGAGCAACUAUACACAUAACCCUAGUUUUUCCCAACAGGCUCACCGGACUAGAUCACAACCUGAUUUGCGUGGCCAGACGCGCGGGGGACCAGCUCCGCCAAUGCCCACGAAUGCUUAUGCAAAUGGAAACCACUAUCAGCACGGAGAACAGUACGACGGGGCUCACGAAAUGCCUGUGGAGAUGCAAGCAGAUAUCCCAUCGGAAAUGCCAGGGGACUUCCCCCCAGAAAAGCCUGUCGCAAUGACCGCAAACGGGUUCCCACCAGCUCCUCCACAAUCUAACAUACCGAUGAUUUUGCGAGUUGGAUCCCCCGUACCUACUCAACAGCAGCAAAUACAGCCUUUCCCGCCACCACAGCAGCAAAACGCAUUUCCACCACGGACAGCGUCAAUGAAGUCUAAUCCUACCCCAGUAUCCGAUGAUGCACUCCCGUACCAUCCGUCUCCAACGUCUACCCGGUUCUCAUCAGAUGUUCCAAGAUUUUCGUCAGAGGGGCCACGGUUCUCGUCGGAGGCCCCGCGGUUCUCGUCGGACGCUCCACGGUUCUCAUCGGAUUCUACGAGACCUUCACACCCUGACAAUUUACCAGCUCACCCGGUCCCAGUUCGACCAGGACUUCUUCAGCAGCAGGAUAAAUCGUCUCUUCCAGGCCAUCCUCCACCGAGACGACAGUACUCACCCGAGGGUAAUGGUGCCAAGGGUCGAAGAGGAUCUGCGCCAGCGCCUAUCACUCAAUUUGACUUGAAUCAGGCCCAACAGUCCGCAAGGGCAAACCCUGGUGAUCAAAAGCUGCAGCUGCAGCUUGCGAAAAAGAUGGUCGAGGCCGCAUCUGUAUUGGCGGAUGAAGGUGGAAGAGCAGAUGCAAAGACGACAAGGAAGAAUAGGGAGAACUUCAUUUUUGAUGCUCAUAAAAUUAUCAAAAAGCUUGCAAAUUCGAGUCAUCCUUAUCCUGAUGCGAUGUUUUAUCUUGCAGAAUGUUAUUGGGAAGGGAUGUUGGGGUUGCAAAUUGAUCGCGAAAGAGCAUUCAAUCUUUAUCAAUCUGCAGCUAAGCUUAACCAUGGUCCCUCUGCUUACAGGACUGCAGUAUGCUGCGAGCUUGGAGCCGGAACAAAAAAGGAUCCCCUGAAGUCAAUUACAUGGUAUAAGAAAGCGUCUGCGCUCGGAGAUACCGCAGCCAUGUACAAGCUCGGAAUGAUCAUGCUGAAAGGACUUCUCGGCCAGACCCGAAAUGGGCGUGAAGCAAUUAACUGGCUUAAGAGAGCAGCGGACCAGGCCGAUGAGAAUAACCCCCAUGCGUUGCACCAGCUGGCAUUGAUCUACGAGGAGGCUGAUCCUAGCGAUUUUGUCAUCCCUGAUCAAAAUUACUCUCGCGAGCUGUUCAUGAAGGCUGCUGAACUUGGGUACCCACCUUCGCAAUUUAGGAUGGGAUGUGCUUUCGAGUACGGGGCUAUGGGCUGCCCCAUCGAUCCCAUGCAGAGUAUUGCGUGGUAUAGCCGUGCGGCAAUGCAGGGCGAGGAGGAGAGUGCGAUGGCAUUGAGUGGGUGGUACUUGACUGGCGCAGAGGGUGUCAUCCAACAGAGUGAUACCGAAGCCUAUUUAUGGGCUAGAAAGGCUGCAGAACGGGGCUUGGCGAAUGCUGAGUAUGCAUUGGGAUACUUCACUGAGGUUGGGAUCGGUGUCUCGGAGAACUUGGAUGAAGCCAAGAGGUGGUACUUCAAAGCUGCUAGUCAAAAUCACGAGAAGGCAAAGCAGAGACUCCAAGAGCUCAAAAAGGGUGGCGCUGCUGUCCAGAAGUCUCGCGAAAGGCUAUCCAGGUCAAAUGUGAAGCACAAAGACGAUGGUGAAUGCAUCAUCAUGUAA
Messenger RNA from Morchella importuna, 3021 nucleotides. RefSeq lists its product as uncharacterized. Bases 1 to 3021 code for a protein of 1006 amino acids. Gene Ontology annotation, molecular function: protein binding. NCBI's taxonomy places the organism in Eukaryota, Fungi, Ascomycota, Pezizomycetes, Pezizales, Morchellaceae. The transcript has 6 exons. The record is from RefSeq and is a predicted model, not a curated record.